CCUAGACAGAAAUACUUCCGUUGAUUGGUAAUGUCUUCCAGGUCAUUCCAAAAUGGCAGCGCUCCUGAAAUCUACACGUGAACUGUUUACCGAAGGAGUAAGAGCUGUUUUGGAAACCUGGCCUGUACUUCAAAUCGCUGUUGACAACGGCUUUGGAGGUGUGUACGGCCAGCAGAAAGCAGACUGGAUGGUGGAUGCUGUGCAGCAGUAUUUCCAUGACAACAGUGAUCUACAGCAGUAUGAAGUGGAGGACUUCAUAUCAAUGUUGCUGAAUAAUGAGUUUGAUACCAUGGUGGAUGAUGGCAGUUUACCUCAGGUGGCACAGCAGGUGUGUCAGAUGUUCAAGCAGUGUCAGCAGGGUAAACUGGAGGAGGUGAAGGGUCAAAUAAACCAGCUGGCCCAGAAGAAGAGUGCAGGCAGGGUGAAGGCCACUGCUGUGAAGAGCCCAGAAGAGGAAGACAUAAGUGACGAGGAUGACCCAGAGACGAUGGAGUGUGAUGGAGCAGCUGAGACGAGCUCUAAGCACACUUCUCCCCGAGAAGCCAAACCCCCCACCCCUCCCCCAGACGCGGUUGAGGACGGCUGGACGGUGGUGCGCAAGAAGAAGUGAUGCAGAGUUGCGGGGCUCAGAUGUAGCCCUUAAGGGGUCAACAACCAGGGCAUGUGUGUCUGCCGUCAUGUUAAUUUCGCCAUUACAGGCUGCUUGACCCCCUUCAGUGGGGUCAUCAGGCCAGCUGAACUGACUCGCACACAUGAUGGGUCGAGCUCAGUGACUUUAUAUGCUUCCUGUUAUUUUCCAUUACCCCCAGCAGUGAGACAAGGCCAGAUGCUCAUCAGUGGAACUAGGUGAAGGCUCAGGAAGACUUGCAGAUUGAGUGCAGUUCUCAACUUCACCUUUACAUGUUUCUAUAUCAUGUCUGUUCAGAGUGUCGGUCAGAAGGAUGUUCCACGUUGCUGUCUGGUCUGGCUUUAUAUGGUGUUAGGUGAUGGCAGGGAUGCUUGAAAAACUGGACUGCCGGCUCCGUCCCUAUUCUGUGUGGAUGAGAACUCCUUUGGGGUGGAUUACAGAGGGGAACCCUGUAGGAAAACGCUCUUUUUAAAUUAAAACUUUCAACAGUU
Molecule: messenger RNA, 1119 nt
Organism: Clupea harengus (Atlantic herring)
Lineage: Eukaryota; Metazoa; Chordata; Actinopteri; Clupeiformes; Clupeidae
Gene: tsr2
Product: TSR2 ribosome maturation factor
Source: RefSeq, a predicted model, not a curated record